This is a messenger RNA of Centruroides sculpturatus (bark scorpion), 502 nucleotides long. RefSeq lists its product as uncharacterized. The record is from RefSeq and is a predicted model, not a curated record. The transcript has 4 exons. Lineage: Eukaryota; Metazoa; Arthropoda; Arachnida; Scorpiones; Buthidae. Bases 108 to 440 code for a protein of 110 amino acids.
AAUUCUUUCAGUUAUACAUCUUCUGUGUUUAUUCUAUCAUUACUCCUACAAUAUUUUUGCUUUUCUGUAAUAUUCUUGUUGCAGAAUAUUCGAAUUUCAAUAGUGUUAUGUAUCUUCAUAUGUUAAUCUGCUGCGUAGUUAUCCUGGUCGUUACACUAGAAGCUGGUCUUCUAUCUUCCGAGGCUCAUCGUCUAGAAUGUAUUUUACGUGAAGUUUCAGUUCUUGGAAUUCCGAAACGUCAGAUAUUUCAAAUUAACACUUCGUUAGAAAGACUGAAAAAAUCAAGAAUUGGUUAUAGUUGUUUAGGAAUAUUUGUCGUUUCUAAUGGCACUUUAAUAAAGAUUAUUAGUGGCUUGACGACUUACAUUUUGAUGUAUAUACAAAUGAGGCAAAAGACGAAACAAAGAAAUUCCUCAACUUUGUCGACUGCGAGUAAAUAAAUACCUGUUUUUAUGCUUUUGUUGUCAAAGGAUAACGAAAUUUCGUUGAAUUUUAUCACUAC